CAGCACUAUCAUCAAACAUUCUGUACUACGCUAUCUCGCCCUACCCCACAGCGUUGUCCAUGGGGCGCCGCAAACAGCAAUCGAGGUGAACGUCCUCAGCAAGACACUCAAGUCAACACCACGCCAUGCGCUUGACCAUGGCACCGUCUGCGAUCCGGCUUCAGUGGCCCGCCCUAUUACAUGUCCCACUCCUGCUGUCUGUUUCUGUCGCUCAGAUGCCGUAUAAUCCAACUCGACUCCUUCACAAUGGCGACCAUCUCUACGUUUUUCAGCCCUCGACCAGGUCGUCCACCCAGUUCCAGCUAGGUUUCAUCGAUGUCUCGACUAAGAUCGAUGCCGCCAGUCUGCCGUAUACGACUCUCUACCCUACUCUGCCAUUUCUGGACGACAAAAUUCUACGCGCAUUCACGCCAGUACUCGACGAUGGUGGAAACCUGACCGUAUACACCGGAAACUGCUCGCAGGGCGCGAUCGGAGGCGAAGUCUGGAGCUUCACCUCAGCUUCUGGAGACAAGCAGAGCAGCUGGCUUCAGCAAGAUGUGUCAGUUGCGAGUGAUAAGCACAUUGCUACGAUAGGAGCAAACUAUCUGAGCAACGGCAUCUCGUUCUCUAGCAUCGUUGGAGGGAGCGCGGCAAAUAAAGGGGCUUACUUCUUCGGUGGCAUGUGCCCUAUCAUUGGUGACAGCUCCAACAACUGGCAGUCAGCUGCGAAUUACUCGAAUCUCAUGGUUACCUUGGAGCCGUCCAGCGAAGAGGACAGUGCCGUUACAUACCAGAUGGACGUCUCGUCAAGUCGAGGCCCACCAAUACCAGAAGCUGGUUUCACCAUGACCGGACUAUCACCCACAUACUCGAAUCGCAGUGAUGGAUCGCAGACAAAACAGCAGAACUUUGUUCUGAUAGGCGGACACACCAGCGCUGCCUUCAUCAACAUGUCCCAGGUUGCCUUGUUCUCUUUACCAGAACAAGGAUGGACCUUCAUUGGCGUCCAACAGCCUGACGCUUCGCACACAGACCUGGCCACGCGCGAUGUCACUACUGUCGAUCCACGCUCAGGUCACACUGCUGUGUUGUCAUCAGACGGGCAACAGAUCAUUGUCUAUGGUGGUUGGGUUGGAGAUAUCAGCUCCCCAGCGGAGCCUCAACUAGCAAUUCUGAACAUUGCAGACGGUUACGGCGGCAAUGGCAAGUGGCAAUGGCUAAUCCCAGAUAGUAACUCAGGUAAUGGUCCUUCGAGCAGCUCCAGCCUUUACGGCCACGGCGCAGUUAUGCUCCCUGGUGGCGUAAUGAUGGUUACCGGCGGCUACUCAAUUACGACAUCCGGAUCACGACGACGAAGAGCCACCCCGACUGCGAAUACGAAGGCGUACUUUCUCAACGUUACCUCCAAUUCUUGGAUCGCUGACUACUCCCCGCCAUCUGGACCUUCGAGCUCCGAGCCAGCACCGACAGGACCUUUAUCUAGCCCAGGCCAAAAAGCAGGGCUGGGUGUCGGAAUCGGAAUCGGGCUGGCUGCUGUAUGUGGCUUAUUCGCCUUUUAUAUGUGGUACACCAGGCGGCUACAAAAGCAACGUGGCCUACGGGAGAAGCAGCUGCAGGAUCUUUCGUUUGCAGCUCAUAGAUAUAACAUUGAUGGCUACUCCCCCGCAUUUGAUGGCCGGGGAGGUCAUGUAGACGCAAUGGAGUAUCUUGCUAGUCAGAACGGAUCUUACUACUUCCCGCCGGGUAGUCAAGGUGGUCAAGGCUGGAAGAGCGCACAUGGACAAGACGCGGAGAGGACAGGCCUUCUUCUCGAAAUUCCCAGCCCCACUCGAGGGUUGCGACGCAGUCUUAGCGGAAAACCUGCAUAUGCAAUGGGUGCGGUUCGGGGCCCAGGCCAAAUCCACCCGAUUGACGAGCUGGAAGAAGAGGAAGAAGAGGCUGAGAAGACUACUGACAAGACUUCUCUGACUGAAAGACAUGAGAUGAGUGAGCGAAGGGCGGAUCCAACCUCAUCAGUGUUCGACAACGCGCCACACCUUGAUCCUUUCUUUCAUGCUCAGCGCCAGAGCGGUGCUAAGAAGACUGUCUUCCGUUCUGCCUCCUCUUCUCCGGUAUUGGAGGAUGUCAAAGAUCACGAUGAGCUGAUGGCCGAAUGGCCUGGACCUAGUGCAACUGUCAAUCGCCGUUCGAAUACAGUCUCUACUGGGAACAUUGCCCCCGACAAGUCCUUAUCGGAUGAGCGUACAAACUCAAACCUAAGCGAGAGGAGUACGCGAUCAAACCUUUCAUGGACAUCUUCGCACGGCAGUCUUGCCAGGAGUGCGUCCGUACGCGCGGCUAAUAUCACCGCCACCGCUCAAUCAAAUCCAUUUCGGUCACCAGAUGCUAGCCCCACCCACGACAGACCACGCGGAUACAGCGAAAGUAGUAGAAAAACUCCAGCAGAUCCACGGACGCAGUCGUUCAGCAGCGUGCGUAGCAAUGGCUAUGCAGACAUUGAGUCGUUCAGGACUGCACAAUCUUCUUUCGCUCACCUCCAAGCCGAAGGUGAGGUGUUACUUGGCGAAAACCUGGAGAACAUCCGUCCUGGUACUUCGUCAACCUCAAAUGGAUCGAAUUCGCAUACGUUUGGGGACACGGAAGCAAGCAACAGCCGUGCUGCAACAGCCACGCCGGCGACCUCUUAUGCGCUGAACAUGUCACGCCCAGAGAGUCGAGACGUGAGGAAGAGUUGGUUAGGCAGUGUACGGAGAGUGCUACGCAGGUCAGCCUCGGGCGCUGACCGAACUCGAUCCCUCACAAACACAAUCUCCUAUCAUGAGCCCUACACAGAUAACCCUGUCUCACCAGUCGAGGCUUCGACGAUCGACAAUCGCAAGUCUUUCCCGUCCAAUCUACCACCUCGAAGGGCCGCCUCCGAUGCAAGCUUCUGGAAGAGUAGACGAGGCAAACAUGACUGGGAAGAAGAGCUAGAAAUUAAGUGGACACGGAAUAGUGGUGACGAUUGGGGUGCACCAGAAGAUAUUGCUCGAGCGGAGGAGGAUCGUAUGCGACAGGAGUGGCGAGAUAGAGGCAACUUGCUUGUUAACCUGACGUCUGACGAUGAGUUACCCACACCACGCACACCAAUAGCACCGAGCGAACUGGGCAUACCAAGCGUGGAUCACCGGCCCUGUACUCCUGCUGAUGAAGGCGACUGGGACGUCGAGGCCGCUGUUGAGCGUCGUGUCGUUCAAGUAAUGUUCACAGUGCCCAAGUCAAAGCUCCGCGUCGUCAACGCCGAUCCUGAUGGAUCUAGCAUUCUCUCACUCCCUCGUGAGAACUCUAAGGAGGGCGACAAUCUCCUAAAAGGCGACACGAAUGGCUCGCCUAGCCGAGUCAAGGAUCUGGCCGGCAAGUUUGAGCAGAUGUCAGGUUCGAAGAUUUCGUCCCCACGAAUGACACCUAGGGCAAGUCCGGUGCCAAGUCCAUCCCCAAGCGUCAGAAGCAUGAAGGUCCGGGCGAAACGUAGCUCAACUUCUUUGAACAGGCAAGGCUUAGGCCAAGGCAACCCAACGAGGCCUCUGGCAGACCUUAAGGCGAAGGACAACAUUGUCGAAAAGUGAAUAUACUUCGAAUAAGCGAGGCUCGAGCUGGGUCUGUUCAUGGAGUUUAUUUUGCUGUAUAUUUUGUAAAUCGUGCGCUAGCCACUUGGGUGGUUACUUGAUACGAUGUUCAUGAAUGAGCGUUUGGCGUUGGUAUAGCCUUUGAAUAAUGGUGUCGAAGAGGCAUGAGCUACGUCACCAGGGUACAUAGCACUUUAUGCGCUCUUAGUUCAUUGAAAACAUCUCUACAGAUAUGUGUUGUCGG
Molecule: messenger RNA, 3831 nt
Organism: Macroventuria anomochaeta
Lineage: Eukaryota; Fungi; Ascomycota; Dothideomycetes; Pleosporales; Didymellaceae
Exons: 1
Coding region: 138-3587 (1149 amino acids)
Molecular function (GO): protein binding
Source: RefSeq, a predicted model, not a curated record